GUGAGAGCCUUGUUCUACCAGAAUUACCGUGAAGUGAAGGGGACUUUUAACCACGAACUAGGGAAGAAGGAGAGUCAUGCGUUCACGUUGCAUCCAGUGAAAAAUAACAGUUUCGUAAUACGUUUGGCAUUGCAUUUCAAAGACGAUGAAAUUAAAUGGUUGAAAAGAAAAGCAGACAGCUUGAGAAAUGAGUUGGAAAUGGUCAAGAGGGGAAUGGCUACAAAGCAGCUGAAGCGUCUGUCAAUGCCUAUGAUGAAAUAUCUUCACAAUAUUGAAUAUUUUAAUAAGAAACGUGAACCGAAGAAGGCCUCUGUCAAGUUUUGGUAUGAUACUGGUGAUGUUGCAGCACAAUGGGAGAAUAUUGAAAUGGAGUCAAUUUAUUCCAUGGCAAAUAUUCAUCAGGCACCAAAACAGAAGCUGACUGUGAAAAAACAUGAUGAAACUGUACAUAACUCUGUCAAAAACCUCCUUAACCAUUAUUGGGAAGGAGUAGAUAAUAUCAAGUUUAAGAAGUUUCUCCGAGCCUAUCGUUACAUGUCACCUGUCCAAGGGGUACAACAUCUACUACAAGUCUACUUAUUGCAACGAAAAACUCGAAAUGGUUAUUACAAUGGCACAUUUAUGGCCUCGCAGCGUCUACUGCCUCUGAAGUUUACUGAAGAAGAGGACAUGUUUAAGCGCCAUUUUGAUAUCAAUACCAAAUACAAUAACAGCAAAGGUGGUGGGCAGAUGAAAGAAAUCAAUCUGAUUAUGCCAAUUGCUGGAAAAUUAGAAGCAUUUGUACGAUUUACAGAGACCCUAGAGAAGAUCUUCAAAAGAACACUGGAGAACCUCAAAGUGAUCCUUGUUAUCUACAAAGAUCCAGAAGGAGUCUGGGUCAAACAAAUCGCUAUGAUGAGACGUUUGGAGUCUCGCCAGUUUGAUCCUGAAUCUAUUUGCUACAAACCCAAUUGUAAGAAGAACCAUUAUUUAUUUGGCAAAGAUGACGGCUUUUGGAGAUAUUUCGGUUUUGGUAUGGUGUCCAUCUUUAAAAAAGACUUUCUGGAAGUGGGUGGGUAUGACACAAAAAUUGAAGGAUGGGGCAAAGAGGACAUAGAUUUCUAUGAACUAUGCCUCAGGUCUAACAUGACAGCAAUUCGGGCCCCUGAUUUGUCACUGAUACACGUUUACCACCCAAAAUUCUGUUCACAUAGUUUGAAUAAUGAACAGUACCAAAUGUGUCUAGAUUCAAAAAGUGGGAUCUUUGGGUCUCUACAUCAAGAAGCUAAGGCUGUCUACAGAUUACCAGAGAUAUUAAAUAAAUAUAAAUAA
Octopus bimaculoides (California two-spot octopus) is the source of this 1311-nucleotide messenger RNA. Its product is annotated as chondroitin sulfate synthase 1. The record is from RefSeq and is a predicted model, not a curated record. Gene Ontology annotation, cellular component: Golgi cisterna membrane. Gene Ontology annotation, molecular function: glucuronosyl-N-acetylgalactosaminyl-proteoglycan 4-beta-N-acetylgalactosaminyltransferase activity. Lineage: Eukaryota; Metazoa; Mollusca; Cephalopoda; Octopoda; Octopodidae.